AUGAUGCUGUACCUCAGACUGGUGCUGGUGGGUCAGGAGAAGGUGGGGAAGAGCUCAGCAGCAAACACCAUCCUGGGAAAGAAGGAGUUUGACUGUAAGAUCAGCUCCAAACCUCUGACUCUGAGCAGCAGGAAGGUAGACGGUGACGCUGAUGGUCGCAGGGUCUCGGUGGUGGACACCCCCGGACUGUUCAGUUCUCGGCUGUCAGCACAGGAGGUGAAAGCAGAGCUGCUGGCAGCACUCCGGCUCAGCUCUCCGGGUCCUCACGCAGUCCUCCUCACCCUCCAGCUGGGAAGGCUCAGCGAAGAAGAGCAGAAAGGACUGCAGACUCUGCAGAAGAUGCUGAGUUCGAACAUCUCCCAACACACCAUACUGCUGUUCACCUACGGAGACCGACUGGACCACACCGACAUUCAGCAGUUCAUCCGAGAAGACAACAACCUGCAGCAGCUGGUGAAGAGCUGUAACGGCUACUGCCACGUGUUCAACAACAGAGACAUGGAGGACAGGAAGCAGGUACGAGCUCUGCUGGACAAAAUAGACUCCAUGUCAGAGGGAGGACGCUCGUACUACCAGAGAAGGUCUCAGUCUGAGAGCGUCAUAGCCAGAGCUUGUGGGGGGAUUCACCAGAGGUGCUACAGGCUAAUCAGAAACUUCUACCACAUCAUCAGAAGUGGCGAGACACAAAGAGAAUGGCAGGAGACCAGAGGAAGAAGAGAAGACCAUAUUCAACAGCUUCACGCCAACUCAGAGGGACCAGAACAAAUAGUUCCUGGACAGAACUCCAGUUCUAUGGAGGAACCAGAACUUUCCAGGCUAGAUGAGAUUCUUCUGACUUGCUAG
Stegastes partitus (bicolor damselfish) is the source of this 843-nucleotide messenger RNA. RefSeq names its product GTPase IMAP family member 4-like. Bases 1 to 843 code for a protein of 280 amino acids. The transcript is spliced from 3 exons. Lineage: Eukaryota; Metazoa; Chordata; Actinopteri; Pomacentridae. The record is from RefSeq and is a predicted model, not a curated record. Gene Ontology annotation, molecular function: GTP binding.